CGUAGUGAAGUCACCACUAGAGCAACCUUUCUCGUUGACCUCGGCCGAAUGUUCUGCUAGUAUCUGCUAAUUUGGCUCACAUGCAAGAACUUUCAGCAGGGUCGCCCCCGCUGAAAGUCCGUAUAACGCCGUCUGUGUCCUCCGUGUUUCCGGACAUAGAGCGUAAUCACGAGCAAACUUGCUCCGUAGCACCUUCCGUGUAGGUCGUAGCAGUGUUUUGACAAGUCCUAUUGGUGGAAUCACAUGUCUCAUUCGUACCGCGUCGGUCUUACUGGGUCACCACUAAAUAGAAUCUUGCCUUUAUCUUUUAACAACAGUCCAUAUCCUAUUCCUGCAACCGUCAUUCACCCUCCUAUACUGCAAUGACAAUCGCUGAGCGCGCCGCUUUCCAGGCUGAGGUCGCCGAGGUCGAACGCUGGUUUCAGAGCCCACGCUUCGCUAGAGUGAAGAGGCCAUACACCGCCGCUCAGGUCGUCGCGAAGCGGGGUACUAUCCCGAUCAAGUAUCCUUCCGAGAUUCAAGGAAAGAAGCUCUUCGCCCUGCUUUCUGAGCACGCCAAGAAUGGUACACCGUCGCACACAUAUGGAGCUCUAGACCCCGUACAGGUUACCCAAAUGGCCAAGUACCUCGAGACGGUAUAUGUUUCUGGUUGGCAAUCCUCCAGCACGGCUUCGUCUACCAACGAACCCGGCCCCGAUCUUGCAGAUUACCCCUCGAAUACAGUUCCCAACAAGGUUGAGCACCUUUUCAUGGCACAGCUCUUCCAUGAUCGUAAGCAACGCGAGGCUCGCUCGAAUAUGUCCGAGGCAGAGCUUGCUGCGACCCCGUCCAUUGACUAUCUUCGUCCACUUGUUGCCGAUGCCGAUACUGGACAUGGUGGCCUCACUGCAAUUAUGAAGCUUACAAAGAUGUUCGUCGAAAAGGGUGCAGCUGGUGUUCAUGUCGAGGACCAAGCGCCUGGGACGAAGAAGUGCGGACACAUGGCGGGCAAGGUUCUUGUGCCUAUAGCUGAGCACAUCAACCGCCUCGUUGCCAUCCGACUUCAAUACGACAUCAUGGGCGUGGAGAACUUGGUCAUUGCACGGACCGAUUCAGAAGCCGCUACCCUGAUUACCUCAAACAUUGAUGAUCGUGACCACCCCUUCAUUUUCGGCUCCACAAACCCAGAUCUUCCCCCUCUUGUGAAUGUUAUGACCGACGCCGAGAAUGCCGGAAAGUCUGGCGAUGAUUUACAGGCGGUUGAAGACGCUUGGACUGCAUCCGCAAAUUUGCAGUUGUUCUCAGAGACAUUGGCUAGUGCCUUGGUUGCACAAGGUGCAUCGAAUGCUACCGUUGAUCGAUUCAUAUCCCGUGUGGCGCAAUCGUCAUUCCCUCAAGCAGUAGUCAUUGCACAGAGAGAAUUUGGUCUCAAAUCUGUACCUUACUGGAACUGGGAUACGCCUCGAACCCGGGAAGGGUACUACCGCUACCAAGGUGGCACCCAGUGCGCGAUUCGGCGGUCUAUUGAGUACGCACCAUUCGCCGAUGCCCUUUGGAUGGAAACAAAGAAACCGAUCUUGUCCCAAGCCCGCGAGUUUGCAAACGGGGUCCAUGCUGCACGCCCAGGUCACUGGUUGGCGUACAACCUCAGCCCUUCAUUCAAUUGGGAGGCCGCUGGUUUGAAUUCUCAGGAUAUGAAAGGUUUCGUCUGGGAGCUAGGUAAACUUGGCUUCGUCUGGCAAUUUAUCACGCUCGGCGGCUUGCACUCCAAUGCAUACAUAAGCGACCUCUUCGCUCGUUCGUAUGCGAAGGAAGGUAUGAAAGCCUAUGUAGAGAUUGUCCAGAGCAAAGAGCGGGAGAUUGACUGCGAUGUCUUGACGCAUCAAAAGUGGAGUGGUGCCGAUUACGCAGAUAAUCUCAUAAAGACUGUCACUGGUGGCGUAUCAUCCACCGCAGCGAUGGGCAAGGGUGUCACCGAAGACCAAUUCAAGGCCAAACUGUGAUCACUGCACUCAUGGUCAUCUUAGAGCACAUUUCAUUUUCAUCGCAUUUACAAAAUCUACGAAUACAUCAUGAUUAUCAUUUGUCCGGAACCCUUUUGUAGUUUUAUCUUUUUUUGCCAGUGACUACAAAGUAAUGGUUGGAUUAUGCAUUUCUUAUCGGCAGUUGCCGAUCACUCUCAUA
Messenger RNA from Suillus clintonianus, 2163 nucleotides. RefSeq names its product isocitrate lyase icl. Gene Ontology annotation, molecular function: isocitrate lyase activity. The record is from RefSeq and is a predicted model, not a curated record. Lineage: Eukaryota; Fungi; Basidiomycota; Agaricomycetes; Boletales; Suillaceae. Gene Ontology annotation, biological process: carboxylic acid metabolic process. The coding region runs from base 363 to 1982 and encodes 539 amino acids. The transcript has 6 exons.